Diutina rugosa is the source of this 327-nucleotide messenger RNA. RefSeq lists its product as uncharacterized. The record is from RefSeq and is a predicted model, not a curated record. Bases 1 to 327 code for a protein of 108 amino acids. The transcript has a single exon. NCBI's taxonomy places the organism in Eukaryota, Fungi, Ascomycota, Pichiomycetes, Serinales, Debaryomycetaceae.
AUGGAUCUGCGCAACACCCUACUACUUGCCCAGAUUCUCCACAGCAAUGGGGUGUUAACGGUGGACCAGCUUAAGAUCGCUCAGGACGCCGAUGUCAACGUGUGGAUCUACCGGUUGGGCCACCACAAGAGCAACCAGCUUAAUGGCGAGCCGAUUGAAGGAAUAGCCACGAAAGAUGAUCUCGUCGAGUUGUUUGAACGGGAAUUGAGUGAGUGGGAAGUAUCGACGCUGGAGGAGUUAGCCAAUAAAGCUUACUUCAAGCGCAUUGAAGAGCUUGAAGCCAAGAUCUCUCUGAAUCAAGAGGAGUUCACGCGAUUGUUGUCAUAA